CGAUCCCUCCCUACCCACCAUCCGGUUGUACGGACUACGGAGCACACACGGUCGCCAACGGCUGUUCCGCACGUGGAAGAAUGGCUACCCCGGAUGUCGCCCCUCACUUUGGGGCGGAGUUGAAGGAUUCGUUUAAACCGGUCAACAAUUGGGUGUCGAAUGGUAUCGGAUGGCUGGAUGAGAUACAACAGUUUUACCGCGAGCGCAGCGCAAUCGAGAAGGAGUAUGCGGCAAAGUUAACGGCGCUAUGCAAGAAAUACUACGACCGCAAAGCCAAGAAAAUCAGCAGUUUGAGUGUCGGAGACACCCCUAGCAUGACCCCGGGCUCCCUCGAAAGUGCCUCACUUACCACGUGGUCGACACAAUUGAGCGCCGUGGAAUCGCAUGCCACUGAACGGGAUCACUUCGGUAACGACCUGCUUGUACAUGUCGCAGAGCCGCUCAAACAAGCUGCGAACCAGUACGAAGAGCUCAGGAAGUGUCAUGUUGAUUUCCAUGCCAAGCUCGAGAAGGAGAGGGACUCCUCGUACAGUGACCUGAAGAAGGCGAAGGGUAAAUAUGAUGGCGCGUGCCAGGAAGUGGAGGCAAGGCGGAAGAAGAUGGAAUCUUCGUUCGACCACAGUAAGCCUAAGGCCCAGGCAGCGUACCAACAGCAGAUAUUGGAGAUGAACAACGUUAAGAACACAUAUCUCAUCAGUAUUAAUGUGACGAACAAGAUGAAAGAGCGAUUCUACCACGAAUAUGUGCCGGAGCUACUUGAUGGCCUGCAAGACCUUAACGAAACACGUGUAACGAAGCUGAACUCGCUCUGGACAUUGGCCGCACAACUCGAGAAGAAUUACCUGUCGAAGAGUGUGGACCACAUGGCAAACCUCAUCAAUGAGAUUCCGCGCAACGUUCCACACCUGGACUCGCUCAUGUUCCUGCGCCACAACGUCACACAAUCACAGGAGCCGGCCAACAUGACCUUCGAGCCGAGCCCAAUCUGGCACGACGACGACGCUCUCAUCACCGACGAGGCGGCCAAGGUCUUUUUGCGCAACCUUCUCAGCAAGAGCAAGACACAGGUGCGAGAGCUGAGAGUCGAGGCGGAUACGAAGCGACGCGAGGUGGAAACCGCCAGACGGGUCCGGGAAAGCAUCCGACAGGGCACGGACAAGCGCAACGAGGUGGAAGUUGUCCGAUCUAUAUUCUUCCAGCAGGAGUCCCUGCAUGAAGUUGACCGCCGGCGCCUGACUGCCGAGGUGGAAACCUCUACCAUCAUAUCGGCGGUGGGCGAUCUUUCGCUCGGAGCGCGCAACCACAAUUUCAAGUCGCAGACGUUCAAGAUACCGACCAACUGCGACCUGUGUGGAGAAAGGAUAUGGGGAUUAUCCGCCAAGGGCUUCGACUGCCGGGACUGCGGAUACACCUGUCAUAGUAAAUGUGAAAUGAAGGUACCGGCUGAGUGCCCGGGUGAGCAGACCAAGGAAGAAAAGAAGAAGCUGAAAGUGGAGCGACAAGAACAAGCCAACGCCGCCCCAGCACCACUUGAUCUAGAGCCGACCACGAGCUCAUCCACUGCGCCAUCACUCACCCGCAAAGACACGAUGAACUCGCUGAGCUCCGGCUACGCCGUCAGUGCCAACCGAUCUAUGUCCAAUGCCGCACAAUCUCCCACCACGACCGCAACGGAGCUUCCCACACCCGUCGCAGAGAGCAAGCCCGCCCCAGCACGGAAGAACCGCAUUCUUGCACCGCCACCGGCACAGUACAUCAGUGGUCCGCCCGCCAAUGACUCGGCCCCGGCGCUAAGCUCCAAGCCCAACGAGCAGCAUGGCAAGAUGCUGUAUGCAUACCAAGCGGGCGGAGCUGACGAGGUGACUGUUCAGGAAGGGGACGAUAUCGUCAUCCUGGAGCCAGAUGAUGGAUCCGGCUGGAUGCGCGUGAGGUCCGGCGGCGAAGAAGGGCUCGUCCCUGCUUCCUAUGUGGAAGCUGGGCCCGCACCUUCACCCGUGCCGUCUGCCAGCCCCGGCUUCACGGCUGACCGGCCGGGCUCAACGUACUCGAACUCCUCGGCCUCGCUGACAGGCGGCGGCGGCGCCGGGGGCAACAAACGGGUCGGACCAGCUGUAGCACCGCGCCGGGGCGCCAAGAAGCUUCAGUAUGUGGAAGCGCUGUAUGACUACGACGCGCGCAGCGACAUGGAAUGGAGUAUGGUGGAAGGCGACCGGUUCGUGCUGGUGAACCGGGAUGGCGGAGAUGGAUGGGCGGAUGUUGAGCGGGGCGGGGUGACGAAGAGCGUACCGGCGAACUACAUCCAGGAGGUGUGAUGAUAUUCCCACGACCUGCAGGGGGUGAGGCAGGCUGCACCUUUCACAUACGUUGUUUUGAUUUGGUUGUUAUUGUUACAUUGCAUCGGGAAGCCUGGGAGCUGGUUUGUCUGUAGUUUUUGCUUGUUUUGGUUUUGGCCGUUGUUGUUGCUUUUGGCUACUGUCUAUAUCCCCCGGCAUAUUCCUAGGUGAUAGUAGGUAGAUGUGAGGCGAGACAUGCACAGUGCACAGUACACAGUGCAGCAGAGCUAGCAGAGCUAGGAGGGGGUGGAAGUAGAUGGAUGGAGAUAUCUGUACAUAGGGUUGUUUAAGUGCGUGUUGUGAAUAUGGCAUGACAGUG
Aspergillus neoniger CBS 115656 is the source of this 2652-nucleotide messenger RNA. RefSeq names its product putative actin polymerization protein Bzz1. Gene Ontology annotation, biological process: regulation of actin filament polymerization. The record is from RefSeq and is a predicted model, not a curated record. Gene Ontology annotation, molecular function: protein binding. The transcript is spliced from 7 exons. Lineage: Eukaryota; Fungi; Ascomycota; Eurotiomycetes; Eurotiales; Aspergillaceae. Bases 81 to 2312 code for a protein of 743 amino acids.